This is a messenger RNA of Aureobasidium namibiae CBS 147.97, 1902 nucleotides long. RefSeq lists its product as uncharacterized. The record is from RefSeq and is a predicted model, not a curated record. NCBI's taxonomy places the organism in Eukaryota, Fungi, Ascomycota, Dothideomycetes, Dothideales, Saccotheciaceae. Gene Ontology annotation, molecular function: phosphatidylinositol binding. The coding region runs from base 1 to 1902 and encodes 633 amino acids. The transcript has 3 exons.
AUGUCGACCUCACACCUAGGUCCCGAGCAGAGCAGUGCUCUGUUCGACCUCUUGACCCACUACGCAACCUACGACGACAUCUGCCAAUUCAAAUCGCCAUCCGCCAUCCAAAAAUACGGCCCUCCAUUCCAAGAUACGAAAACCACGUCCUCUCCCAUCCUGCAAUCGCUGCUCCAAAAAUUCAUCCUCCCGCUCCCUGGACUCCGCGAUGUCUCGCCCGACUUCUGGAAGGUACAAGUCGAAAGCAUAAUAGAAGAGUUGGCAGCUGCAAAUCUGAGUGAGAGUUACGACAAAGGUCUCUUGGGCAUCAGAAAGACAUUGGCCACUGCCAUCUCGGCCUUGAUAGAAUAUCCGGCCAGAGGAUGUUAUGGUGGCAUCAAGAAGGAUGAGGCGGCCCUCAAGGAACAACACUUCGAUCCAACUAAGCCUGAUGAUGUACUACGUGCCUGGUACGUCUUCAUGCAGCAGCUGGUUUAUGGUGAUCUGUUCGACAAGCUGUUCGCCAAAGCUGCAGAGACGGACGACCUGCGCAAGCACGACAGUCUGGUACAAGCUGCUCAUGAGUUUGUCGUUGUAAAUCUUGCGUCCUUCAUGCAUUAUACACUUGUCAUCAGUCCCGAAGGCCCGUCAUUACUUCGCAUGGUGGAGAAUGUACAUAAGCUUGCGCCGUACACCCUCAUGAGACAGACACUAAAGGUCGGAAAUGUCGCCACUAUGAUUAAUGGAAUGGUGCGGGUGUUCCUCGCAAAAGUGUCUGUCGGCAGCCUUACAAACUGGGUCGGUCUCAGCAGUGGAGCCGACGAGGGUAUGAACUUGAUGCAACAGAUAAUCUCUACAACUCUUGGCUGGGACAAGAAGGAGCUUAAGAAGAGACUGGAGAAGAUCGAGAAAGACAAAGAUGCACCUUCCAAGGAACAACGCGAAGCACUGAAAGCCUGGAUGGAUCAAAGUCGAGCAGAGCAAGAAGAAUGCCGCAGACGAAGCCAGGAGCAGUCUAUGUCGAUUGUAUCGACCAUUCUAUCUUUGUCGUCAGCGAGUCCGGAUCUCAACGAGAAGCAGCACAAACUGGCUCUUGAGUUCCUGUCCCUGAGCUUAGCUGUCCGUGACAGGAACAAGAUCAUCGACGUUCUCUGCCACAACAGCCCCGAUCACCUUACGCAAGCGGUACGCGAGGGUGUUUCUGCUUACGAGCCCAUGAUCAGACAGGUUCACCAAGCUGUCGAUCUCAGUGCCACUGUUGGGGACUUCCAGGCCUUCAUGGAUGAUAUGAUCAAAGUCGGCAAGCCCAAGAAGGAUGGCAAAGCUCCCAGCGUCGAAGACUUCGUUCAACUCUUGCACAGCCACAUGGGCGCCUCGCAUCGCUUCAUACACCAAGUAGCCAAGAACGGCAAGGAAGUGACACAGUGGUUCAAGGACUAUGUCCACCAGGUAACCGCCAACUUCAAGCAACAACACGCCUCACCAUCAAUCUACGAGUCCCUCUCCACCGCAUUCGACAAACUCAAGCCCGAAGAGCAAGAGAAAGUCCGCAAAGAAGUCGAUGCAUCAGCAAAAUACGUGGAUGCACUGUACGCGUCAUCCGCAGCUAGAAUCAGCGACGUGAUCAGCAACAAAGCCUCCACACCAUACGGACCCGGAGCCUAUCUGGCUAGAUGGCAGGAAUUGCUCGACUCCACUUUGGUGACCCCUGAGACAGCUCAAGGACCUGUCCGCACGGGUGCCAGUGCCAGUGUCAAGCAAGAGGCCAGAAAGGAUGUCGAUGGUGAGACCAAAGGAUCUGCCGUUGAGCAAAAGCAGGCGGACAAGAUUGUUGGUGACAAAACUCCAGAGGCGCCGUCAGCGGAGACGACGAUCAAGCUGUUGGGACCGAAGUUCAGGGAGCUUCUGAUGGCUAUGAAGUAG